AGGGAGGCCCUGACUUCUACGGCAGCAGUGUGAGCUACCUGGGGGUACCAGCACACGACCUCCCUGAUUUCAAUAUCAGCACCUACUUCUCCUCAGCAGCUGACUUCAUCCACCGUGCCCUCAACACACCUGGUGCUAAGGUGCUAGUGCACUGUGUGGUGGGUGUGAGCCGCUCCGCCACACUGGUCCUGGCUUACCUCAUGCUGCGUCAGCAGCUCUCCUUGCGGCAGGCGGUCCUCGCGGUAAGGCAGCACCGAUGGAUCUUUCCCAACCGUGGCUUCCUCCGCCAGCUCUGCCAGCUGGACCAGCAACUGCGGGGUGCAGGCCAGAGCUAAGGAACCCGGUAAAGAAGGGCGAGGAGGCAAAGCUGAGUGUGGCUGGCAGUGAGAAAUCAGCUGAGGACCCGGACAGUGAAGCUGGUUGGCAGGGCCGUCUGCGGCUGGAGAGCCAGUCAUUAUCCCCAGCCACAAGGCUCUGCCACUUUGCUACUCUGGCUCUGGCUUUGGCCCUGGCCCUGGCCUUGCUGGCAGCCUUAGCCCAGGUGGAUGCCCGGAGGAUGGAAAGGGCCCAAAGUCGGGCUCACCCACGAACCUGCUGCUUCAUCGGCUUCCUCCAGCGUUCCGCACACUCUCUCAGCUGUCAACUUCAAUCUUCACAGAAACAGCAUCAAGUGUGCAGAGACAGGCGACUGGAAACCGGCAGUCCACAUUGCCCGUCAGAGAGGACUACAGCCUGGCCAGGAUCUCCUUACAGGAUGGACUCACUGCAGAAACAGGACCUUCGGAGGCCUAAGAUUCAUGGGGCGGUCCAGGUGUCCCCCUACCAGCCACCCACGCUGGCCUCGCUGCAGCGAUUGCUGUGGGUCCGUCGGGCCACCACGCUGACCCACAUCAAUGAAGUCUGGCCCAACCUUUUCUUGGGAGAUGCCUAUGCUGCCCGAGACAAGAACCGUCUUAUCCAACUGGGCAUCACCCAUGUUGUGAAUGUGGCUGCAGGCAAGUUUCAAGUGGACACCGGUGCCAAGUUCUAUCGUGGAACACCUCUGGAGUACUAUGGCAUCGAAGCGGAUGAUAAUCCCUUCUUUGACCUCAGUGUCUACUUCCUGCCUGUUGCUCGAUACAUCAGAGACGCCCUCAAUACUCCCCGAAACCGUGUGCUAGUCCACUGCGCCAUGGGGGUAAGCCGCUCUGCCACGGUUGUCCUGGCCUUCCUCAUGAUCUGCGAGAACAUGACACUGGUCGAUGCCAUCCAGACGGUGCAGGCCCACCGAGAUAUCUGCCCCAACUCGGGCUUUCUCCGACAGCUCCAGGUUCUGGACAACAGGCUGAGGCGGGAAACGGGGCGGCUCUGACUCAGGGGGCGCCUGAAGCCCUGACCCCUCCAUCCAGCGUGGUCCAACCUGACAUGCCUAGCCCUGGGGAUGACAGUCUCUGCUGUUUCCAGAGACCCUGACAUGAUACCAGCAAGUCAGGGCUCCAUUGAGGCAGAGGCAGGGCUGGCUGGGUGGCACUUUCAGCAGGUGGAGUCCUUGACCCAAUACAGAAAUUCUUUAUGCCGAAGAAAAUUCAGUCUGUCUCUAUAAUAAAAGGUUCAUCAUAAUAAA
Messenger RNA from Arvicola amphibius (Eurasian water vole), 1603 nucleotides. Its product is annotated as dual specificity protein phosphatase 13. Gene Ontology annotation, cellular component: cytoplasm. The coding region runs from base 257 to 1351 and encodes 364 amino acids. Lineage: Eukaryota; Metazoa; Chordata; Mammalia; Rodentia; Cricetidae. The transcript is spliced from 7 exons. Gene Ontology annotation, biological process: negative regulation of MAPK cascade; protein dephosphorylation. The record is from RefSeq and is a predicted model, not a curated record. Gene Ontology annotation, molecular function: MAP kinase phosphatase activity; protein tyrosine/serine/threonine phosphatase activity.